GCAAGAUGGGUCACCAGCAGCUGUACUGGAGCCACCGGCGAAAAUUCGGCCAGGGUUCUCGCUCUCGUCCUGUCUGUUCAAACCGGCACGGUCUGAUCCGGAAAUAUGGCCUCAAUAUGUGCCGCCAGUGUUUCCGUCAGUACGCGAAGGAUAUCGGUUUCAUUAAGUUGGACUAAAUGAUCUUCCUUCAAAGGGUCAUCCAAGGCAUCUACUCAAUGAAAAA
Molecule: messenger RNA, 223 nt
Organism: Pongo pygmaeus (Bornean orangutan)
Lineage: Eukaryota; Metazoa; Chordata; Mammalia; Primates; Hominidae
Product: small ribosomal subunit protein uS14-like
Exons: 1
Coding region: 6-176 (56 amino acids)
Biological process (GO): cytoplasmic translation
Cellular component (GO): ribosome; cytosolic small ribosomal subunit
Molecular function (GO): structural constituent of ribosome; zinc ion binding
Source: RefSeq, a predicted model, not a curated record